Messenger RNA from Prorocentrum cordatum, 804 nucleotides. Lineage: Eukaryota; Dinophyceae; Prorocentrales; Prorocentraceae. The record is from the annotation of a GenBank genome assembly.
AUGAGUGGACCGCGGCAGCGUUUUGACGCAGUCACCGCGCACGUCUUGCGCAGCGGGCUCAGCGUCGACGCUCGCGCUGCUCCCGCACCCUGUCUGGAAGAGAUCGUUUUGGGGGAUUCCGCGCAGGCGUGGAGUGCCGCGGGCUUUCACACGCAGACCUCGCACGCGGGUGUGAACCAAGUGCGCCUGGGUGGGUUGAUCGUCACGCUCACGGGCGUCGGCAAUGGAUUAUCCGGCCUCCUGUUCAGUCUUGCCCAGGGGAGCUCGAGCGCGAGCUCCAAGGAGACUUCCGUUGGUGGUGUAACGGUCCGCUCGGUGGGCUCCAGAAGGCGAGACACCGUCGCAACUGUGGAACAUCCAAACGGCGUUCAGUUUUUGGGUGAGCUCGUCAUCUACGCGCAGGAUCUGGACGGCAUCGUGGAGGCCUUCGCAAACGCAGGCGUCGCCACCCACGGAGGUGCCGCACCCAAGGCGAUGAAGGGGGGCACCCACGCCUGUGCGACAUAUUACUUACGAGGCCUGCGGAUGCUGGUCGUCGGCCCGCUGGACCCGACGCACCCCGCGAGUGAGAACCCGCCGCUGUGGAUGUUCGGCCGCGGCGUGCACGGCGCCGUUGAGCUCACAGGUUGGCUGCCCGUUUGCAGAGACAUGGGGUUGUUGGAGGCAUCGUUGGACGGAAGGCUCGGCCCACAGAGGAAGGCGGCGCAGAGAGGGAGGACAGUCGCAACUUUGAGGAGCGGCGCCAUUCAGGGUCUGACUGGCACCUUCGCUUUUCUCAGCGACGGGGACGGCCCUCUCUUCUAA